Messenger RNA from Hyaena hyaena (striped hyena), 927 nucleotides. RefSeq names its product olfactory receptor 4N4C. Bases 1 to 927 code for a protein of 308 amino acids. Gene Ontology annotation, biological process: G protein-coupled receptor signaling pathway. Gene Ontology annotation, cellular component: membrane. The transcript has a single exon. Gene Ontology annotation, molecular function: G protein-coupled receptor activity; olfactory receptor activity. The record is from RefSeq and is a predicted model, not a curated record. Lineage: Eukaryota; Metazoa; Chordata; Mammalia; Carnivora; Hyaenidae.
AUGGAGCUAGAAAAUUGCACAGUGGUAAAAGAAUUCAUCCUUCUUGGUCUGACCCAGUCCCAAAAUAUUCAGCUCCUGGUUUUUGUGCUGAUCUUAAUUUUUUAUCUCAUCAUCCUCCCUGGAAAUUUCCUUAUCAUUUUCACCAUCAGAUCAGACCCUGGCCUCACAGCCCCCCUCUACUUCUUUCUGGGCAACUUGGCUUUCCUGGAUGCAUCCUACUCCUUCAUUGUGGCUCCCAGGAUGCUGGUGGACUUUCUUUCUGAGAAGAAGGUAAUCUCCUACAGGGGCUGCAUCACUCAGCUCUUUUUCUUGCACUUCCUUGGAGGAGGAGAAGGGUUACUCCUUGUUGUGAUGGCCUUUGACCGCUAUAUCGCCAUCUGUCGGCCUUUACACUAUUCCACUGUCAUGAACCCUAGAGCCUGCUAUGCCUUGCUGUUGGCUCUGUGGCUUGGGGGCUUUGUCCACUCCAUUAUCCAGGUGGCGCUCAUCCUCCACUUGCCCUUCUGUGGCCCAAACCGACUGGAUAACUUCUUCUGUGAUGUGCCACAGGUCAUCAAGCUGGCCUGCACAGAUACCUUCGUGGUGGAGCUUCUGAUGGUCUUCAACAGUGGCCUGCUCACCCUUCUGUGUUUCUUGGGGCUUCUGUCUUCCUAUGCAGUCAUCCUUUGCCGUGUACGUGGGUCAGCUUCUCAAGGGAAGAGCAAGGCUGUAUCCACAUGCACGACUCAUAUCAUUAUUAUACUUCUCAUGUUUGGACCUGCCAUCUUCAUCUAUACUCGCCCUUUUAGGGCCUUACCAGCAGACAAGGUAGUUUCCUUCUUCCACACAGUGAUCUUUCCAUUAAUGAAUCCUGUGAUUUAUACUCUUCGCAACCAGGAAGUGAAAUCCUCCAUGAGGAGAUUACUGAGUCGGCAUGUGGUGUGCUGA